AUGCCUCCAAAAAGAUCCCUUCUUUGCGACAUUAUUGUGGUGGAAGACGACUCGACCUCGGAUAAUCUCUCGGAGAAGAGUGAUAACGAUGAAGAGGUCGUUGAAGUAAAACAACACCUUUCCAAAACAAAAAACACACUCCCUUCUUCAUCUGAACCCAGCACUAAAAAGAUUAAACCAUCCCCAACAACAGAGGCGAUUCCCCGAAAUGUGGCUUCUUCUAUGAAUUCAACAACGACACACAUUCAAUAUCAUGGAGACAAAAUUUAUUAUAAUCCUCUUGCCAAUGAAAAACAAUCCAAUUCAGAUCAUUUCCUAACGAUUUCACAAAUUCUUGAAGUGAGAAAAGCUAAAAGUUUAUUUCUUUCUUCAUUUUGUUUAGAUUAUGAAUUUUUACAAACCAUCAUUCCAUUCGAGUCAUUACAAAUUCCGAUCACCAUUUCUCAUCAUUGGGAUCAAAAACAAGAAAAAGUUGGGAAAAAGUUUAUUCAACUUGGAAAAUGUCCAGUCUGUGUUUGUAAUCCAAAACUACUUGGACAAUAUUCAAACAUGCAUGCAAAAUUAUUUAUCAUUGAAUUUGAAGAAAAGAUUAGAAUCGUAAUAAGUUCAGCAAAUUUAACUCAAUUUGAUUGGCAAUAUUUCAAACAAGCAAUUUGGAUUCAAGAAUUUACAAAAAAACUCUCCACAUCAAGUUGUAAAUUUGAAAACGAUCUAGUUGACUUUUGGCAACAUUUGACAGGCAUUCCAGGUAAUUUUUUAAGAAAAUAUGAUUACUCUACAGCUAAGGGUGAAUUAAUUCCAUCCGUUCCUGGAUAUCACACCACAGACAAGUAUGGUCAUCUGGCCAUUAAAAAGUCCAUAGCUGCAAUGAACUUUUCUUCAACAGAAAUUCAACAGUUGAAAGAUUCUCCCUUGUAUUUUCAAAUGUCAAGCAUUGGAUCUUUAAAUGCAAACUACAUUUCGGAAUUGAGUGAUAGUUUUUAUGUGACAAAAAAUAAGGAUCUAUUUCACAUGGUAUUUCCAUCACUUGAGGUUGUCAGUCAAAGUCAUUUUGGAUUAAGAUGUGGUGGAAUGAUUCAUCUCAGAAGCAAAACUUAUGAAACUUCUACAUUUCCAAGAAAUUUGAUGAGUCAUUAUACUCCAACUCAAGGUAAUCACUUGUCUCACUCCAAAAUAAUAUUUCAUCAAUCAAACAAUAAUCCUAAUGUUGGAUUUAUGGUCAUUGGAUCUCACAACCUGAGCCAAGCAGCAUUAGGAAAGCUUCAAAAACAAAAUUCACAAUUAUACAUCUCAAAUUAUGAAUUAGGAAUUGCCUUGAAAUUAGAUGUGUUUUCAAAAAGUUCACUUGGUGUGACUGAUUCCCAAAGUGAUUCUCAAAGUACCUAUUCAUCACCUUCCAUGUGCUCUCAAGGUCCGCUUACCAAUGAACAAUUGCAUUCACAAUUUGGGCUCUUAUUACCUUUCAAAAUACCACCAACAAGGUAUGACCACAAACACGAUUCACCAUUUAUACUUGAAACAGUUCAGGAUUUGUAUGAUGAUUAG
Molecule: messenger RNA, 1545 nt
Organism: Naegleria fowleri
Lineage: Eukaryota; Heterolobosea; Eutetramitea; Acrasida; Naegleriidae
Exons: 1
Coding region: 1-1545 (514 amino acids)
Biological process (GO): single strand break repair; double-strand break repair
Cellular component (GO): nucleus
Molecular function (GO): 3'-tyrosyl-DNA phosphodiesterase activity; single-stranded DNA binding; double-stranded DNA binding
Source: RefSeq, a predicted model, not a curated record